Messenger RNA from Monopterus albus (swamp eel), 9409 nucleotides. RefSeq names its product UPF0606 protein KIAA1549. Bases 149 to 4477 code for a protein of 1442 amino acids. The transcript has 22 exons. NCBI's taxonomy places the organism in Eukaryota, Metazoa, Chordata, Actinopteri, Synbranchiformes, Synbranchidae. The record is from RefSeq and is a predicted model, not a curated record.
CUCUGCCUCCGCCUUCCCCGUGCAGGGAGCGCGCUGCGCGGCUGUGGAGAGCCGUGACGCGCCCGAGCUGCAUCUCCAGGAUGGCAGGUCCUCCUGACAGGCCCACAGCACUCUGUACCGGGCUCACACUGGUGACCCUCUGAGGACAAUGAACACUGUGAUCCUACUGGACCCUGGCUUCCAGACUAGGACCAGGAUGGACCCCAGAACCUCAGUGUGCAGGCAAACACUCAGUGUGACCCUGCUGGUAGCCAGCAUGCUGGUUUCCAUGGUGACCUCAAGUUCACCUGCUGCAGGUGUGCUGGACUUCAACAGGAUGACAGAGUCUUCAUCAUAUUCUUCAUCACCCUCCUACUCCUCCUCCUCGUUCCUUUCUAUACCCCCAGCCCCCAGCCCACCGUCAGACUCUGGUUACCAUCCUAACAGUGGUGGCACAGGCUUGGCAGAGGAUUCGGACACUGGUGCUCAAGGGAUCCACCUCCUUCUGAGACCCCCCGACCUCCUAUCUCCAAGCCUCCCCCCACAUACGCAGCCCACCCUCACCCCUCCUCCCCGUUGGGAGCAGGGUCCCUCCCUGGAAGAGGCCUGGGGGUCUGGAGACUACCUGGAGACUCUGUCAUUCAUGGUGCCUGAUGGUGAGGAUCUGACCCUGGCCACGCCACUGCCUAGCCACCCCUAUGACGUAGAUGCAGAUGGGGACUGGGUCUCCUAUGACACUGCCUUCCCUGCUCGUCCCACCCUCUCCCUGUCCUCCCACCUUCCACUUUCACCCUCUUCCUCCACUCCCGUUAUCCCCCUGCACACUCACCCCACCCAUCCAGAUGUCUUCCCCACCUGGGACGAGGACUACGACCUGGAGGACUUGAUGCCUCUGGAGCCAACGGAGCUGCUGCUGCCAGACAUGAACAGCCUGGAGUACUACACCAAUGUAUUGGCCCGGGAGAGGGAGAGGGAGAGGGCGAGGGCAAAAGACCAGGAGCGGGUCGAUUGGACAGAUUCCAAAGCCCCCAUCACACCUACAACAACCAAAACUCUCCUUCAUCCUCCAGCCCCAUCGCCGAGCUCCAGCCCUUCUACAGAACAGGAGCCCAAGCAUCCUCCUGCAGGGCCCACCCCUCCUCUCUCCCUCUCACCUACCCUCAUAGGCGAGGUGAAACCACCGGCUCCUUCAUCCACCCUCAAACCCCCCUCUACACCUCUUCCUCCUGCUCCAAAACCCAAAAACUACAUCCCAGACCUGGGCAGACAACCUCUCCAUCCCCCUUCCAACACCACUGGCCAGGUGCCUCCCCCUCCCCUGCUGGGACCACCUACCCGCCCUGACAGACCAGAGAGGCCUUCAGAGGUCACAGAGAAGCCAGUGAAGGCUACACCCACCCAGACUACCCCCACCACUAAGGUGUCCACAACAACAACAACCACCACCACCAUCACUCAGAUCACAGCCAUCAGCCUGACCAGAGCCCCCCCAGUCACCACACCCAGAGUGGCCCAGACCCCACUCACCAGACAGUACCUGUGUAACGUCACCAAGCCGGAGAUGUACCUGGUCAGAGUAGGUAAGACCACCGAGGGUCAGGUGACAGGACCACCAGUCAGUUCCAGAGGUUCAUCGGCAGGUUUUAGUCAGGUCAGAGAGCUUCUGAAGAGAGAGUUCAACCACUCCGUCGAGCUACAGUUCCUGAGAACCCCAUCCAGUUUUGCAUUUCGUGUUGUGUCCGGACCAUUGAUCUUCACUGCUAUAUCUGUCAUCAACGCCCUCCGCCAACCACCACGCUCUUUUGGCCCGGUUCCCACUGUGUCACCGCUCUACACCGUACCUGACCUCAGGUAUCAGAUCCAUUCUGUCCUGCAGUUUGUCCCCACCGUUGUUGACAUUCGAGUCUGCAACUUCAGCGAAAGGGUGGAGAGAGGGCUGGUCAUGGCCUUAGCAGAGACACAGAGUCGAUCACAGGAGGCAGGAAACGUAACUGUACAGCUGUUGAACAUCACUCUGGGUGUGGCCCGGCCAGAGGUGGGGCAGAAAGUUCCCGUUGACAUCACCUUUGUGGUGCAUGAUGCUCAGGGUUACCUGCUGGGAUCAGAGGUCAGCGAACACCUGAGGAAACUCAGCUUGGUCGAGUUCAGCUUCUAUGUGGGAUUUCCUGCCCUGCAGAUUGCAGAACCCUUCCACUACCCUGAGCUGAACACAUCUCACCACCUGCGCUCCACCUGGGUCCGUACAGUCCUGUUGGGAGUGCAGGAGCAGCUGCUGGCUGAGAGAAGUUUCAAAGCUCGUGUGGAGAGACGUCUGGCUCUGCUGCUGGAGGAGGGACUGCAGGAGUCCAGCAGGAGGCGCUGGAGGAGAGCUACGACUGUGGGGAACAGCAGUCUGCAGGUGGUGCGGGUGGCAAGGCUGUCGGGGGUAGAUCGUGCCCUGGAGAUCCUAUAUUUUGUGGAGGGUCCGAGUGGUGAGCGGAUUCCAGCCGAGGUGAUGGCAGCCACCCUUAACCGUCUGGACCUUCAGAGAGCCGCCAUCGUUCUCGGACACCGGGUCCAGAGGCCACUGGCCCAACCUGUGGAGACUCUGUCGGUCCCUCCGGCGGAGACUCAGAGCAGCAGCAUCUGGCUUAUUAUCGGCGUGGUUGUCCCUGUCCUGCUGGCCGUCUUCAUCAUCAUCAUCCUCUACUGGAAACUGUGUGGCUCUGAGAAGCUUGAGUUUCAGCCAGACACCAUCAACACCAUCCAACAGAGACAGAAGCUUCAGGCUCCCAGUGUGAAAGGUUUUGACUUUGCAAAGCUCCACCUCGGUCAGCACAGUAAAGAUGGCAUCAUGGUGAUCCAGGAGCCUGGCCCUCUGCCUGCCCCCCUGAAAGAGGCCACGCCCUCUGAUGGCGGAGACGUCAACACCCCCAGAUCUAAAGGUUCAUCCAUCAAGGCGUCCCGGUCCAGCCGCCGAAGGGGAAGGCUCAGCCCAUCAGAUGGCGACUCGUUAGGCAGCGACCAAUCCAGCGGCAGGGAGUCGGCAGAGGAAAGCACCCGGCCUGUGGCCACACCCAGCGAGGGGAAGCAGCACAGGAAAACCCCCAAAAAUGGGAGGAGCAAGAUGGCUCCUUCAGGAAGUGGUCCAGAUGAGCUUCUUUCCUCGUCCUCCAUCUUUGACCAUGUGGACCGUCUGUCUCGAGGUUCAUCUGAUGGCACUCGUAGGCAGGCCAACAAGGUGCAGUUGAUUGCCAUGCAGCCUCGACCGAGUCCGCCGCCGACACACACCCCAUCACAACCGAGCCCCCCCCUCACAGAGAAGGUCAACACAGAGGUGGCGCUUAGACACAAGUCAGAGAUCGAGCAUCACAGGAACAAACUUCGGCAGCGUGCUAAGAGACGCGGUCAGUGUGAGUUUCCCUCCAUGGAUGACAUCAUGGACGCCUUCGGAGACGGGCCAGUGCAGAGCGAGGCAGCACAGCGACUCUACAGCUCCGCCCACGACCAUAUGGACUGCAUCCUGCAGGCUGACAUCCCCUCACCCCCCACCCCCACCGACUCCAGGAAAAGAGGGAGGCGCUCUCCUCGUGGUCGGCAGGGUACGACUGAUCAGAGCGCCACCUACAGGAAAUACCCAGGUCUCAACAACGUGGCAUACAUGUCGGACCCUGACCUGCCUCCAGACCAUGGCAGCCCCUCCCCUACUGAUGAAGUGUUUGACUCUGCCCCAGCCCCACCCCCCUACAUGCCACCCCAGCCAUCCAUUGAGGAGGCCCGGCAACAGAUGCACUCCCUCCUAGACGACGCCUUUGCUCUGGUGUCCCCAUCCUCACAGGGCAGCGUUGGGCUGAGUGGGGUAAGCCCUGCCCUGCCCUGCCCCUCCCCUCAGGCCCGCCCCUCAGGCAGGCAGUGGGGAUCUUACCCAGCAGCCCCCUCUCACAACCCCUUCUCUGCAAGGUAUGCAGAGCUGGGAAUGUCUCCCACAUCAGUCCAGGGCCUCCUGCAGAGGCAGGGCCUGAGCUCAGGAGGCUAUAUUUCUACUGGAGAUCAGCUACAGCACUCAGUCUACUCCAGCAGGGGGCAGUAUGAGGACCCCGCCUCCUCCUCCAGACCACGACCUGUAGGGGGCAGUACGGGUGCUCAGCUCCACCAUCUGGCCCAGGUGGGUUUGUCCAGUCAGAUCGGUGCCUAUCCUGGGGUGGGUCGCAGCAUGUCUGGCCCCACCAGCUCAAGCUGGAACCAGCAACACUCAGACCAGGACUUAUCCAGGCCCGGAGCCAGCAGAGAGAGUGUGCUGUCAUUCCCGGAGUUUUCUUCUUCCUCUGUUUUCCAGAUGCCCAGCUCCUUGUUGCGGGACCCAUCUGCUCCACCUCUCCUCCUGACCUCACCAACUCCAGAAUACCCACCAGAGGAUGCCUCACCCUCUGCCCACACUUCAGCCUCUCUUAUAAAGGCUAUCAGGGAGGAGCUGCGACGUCUGGCCCAGAAACAGGUUGCAGUGACCAGCUACCCUUAGACUGGUCUGUAGCUAUAUGGAUCAGGACUCAACUGGUUAAAGGGUUAUUGUCUUAAACCACUACGAGCCUGUAAUGACUGGAUUAAAACCCUGAAAAUAACUUUUCCACACCUUGGACUCUCUUGAGCUAAUUUGUGUCUGAGGAGCCGAAUGCAAAAUAAAUCUCGACCAUGAUAAACAAAUACGGUGUCUCCUGACCAAAAGACCUUCGGUAUGCUACAGGGUCCAGUUUGUCCAUCUGUAUGUCCAUCAUCCUUCAGCUCAGUGUUUCACUGGAUGGGCGUCUGACUCUUCAUAUUUCCAUUAAAGUGCUUCCUGAACUGGGUUGUCCUUCCUGGAGUUUUAGUGUGAAUCAUCCUUUCUGGAGUUGUGGAGAGCAUGGUUUCCCCUGACCUCCUCAAGUUGAUCAUCCUUUCUGAACUUCUGCAUGGGGAUCACCUGUCCAGACUGUCAGGCGUGGAUGGUCCCCCAUAACGUCAGGAGUAAUGGUCCUUGCUGGACCUUUGAAGUGCAUGGUCUCCUGGCCUUCUUGACUGUAUAGUCUUGCCCUUUUCAGGGUUUUGGGACAGGUUGGCCAUCCUUUAAGUGUGGAUCAACACUAACUUUCUGGAGUGGAUAGUCCCCUCUGGAUUUCUAGAGAGGAUCAUCCCUUCUGGAGAUUUGGGGUAGUUGAUCCCUCUUGGUCCCUCCUAGUGUUUUGGAGUGGACUGUCCUUCCUGGAGCGAUGGAGUGGGCCUUUUUGAUUGUGUCCCUCUGGAGAGGGACACAAUCAAAAAGGUCCCCAUAAGGGCCCCAUAAGGUCCUCUGGAGAGGACCUUAUGGGGCCUUUCAUACCCCCCAGGGUUAUGGAAAAAAUUUGUCGCUCUUGAACUUCUGGAAUAGCAGUUUAUUCCUGACCUUCCAGAGCUUCUGAAGUAAACCAUCUCUCCUCUCUUUGGGCAGACGCUUCCUCCAGAUGUUCUAGUAUUGAUUGUCCCUCCAGAAAUUUUGAAGUGGAUUGUCCCUCUGGACUUUCUGUGGUGCUAAUCAUCAGCCUCUUUCCAUCUUCUCAGUGACCACUUACUGCCUUCCACACUCCCAUUAGGUCUUUGUUCAUUAACCUUAUCAGUGAGGUCUUUGCACUGUCGACAGCUGGAGAUGGCCUACAGUUGCUACAGCAUGGGGACGCAAACAGGAAAAAGUAUAUUUAAAUAUCUAAUUAAUAUAAAUGUGUAAAGAGAUAGAAUCCCAAUGAGCACAGUAUUAAUGUAAGAGUUAUUAUUGGAGUAUUGAGAUGUUACGUAUUUUUUAUUGCUUAUAUAUGAAAGUAUACUUUAAAUCCUUUAUUUUGAUCAAAAAAAAAGACCAAACUACUGUUCUAUGGUUGUAGUCCUCUUGUGUUUCAGCUCACUGUAGAUACUGAGCUGGUGUUAGUUUCUCUGUGGAGAUGUUGCAUAGUGUUGCUUCUUGCUCGCGUGUUCAUGUAUCAGUGGCAGUGAAAUAUAUAUAUAUAUAUAUAAAUAAUACAUCAUUUUAAGUUGUCACUGAUUUGUUGCAUCCAUCAGUGUGUGGGCAGAUCCCUGUAGAUGAGUCUGUCAGAUGACAGGUAUAUAAAAAGUGUUUCUGUAGGUGGGCAGAGAGGGGAAAGCAGUCACUCAUGAUAUCCAGACGCUAAAGCUAAAUCAGACACACCAGCACCCUCCAGAGUCUGUUUGCACUAGGGCUGUACCCAAAUACCUGGGUAUGCAAAUAUUCGUCCUUUGGGCAGGUAAUUGGGUUUCAGUUUUAGUAUUUGAAUAUUCUGUGGUUAUGAAGGUCCGUUGUCUGUUCAUCUGUUACAUUAAAUAUUACAUAAUAACUUUCAAUAGCUUUUGUCUUUUUUAACCCAAAGUACUGGCAGAUGGGCAAAGAGGUACUUUAAGCUGCAGUACAAACUGCAAACCCUAACCCAGAACCCAAAAACUGCCAUUUGGAACAGCCCUGGUUUGCACACAGAUUCUAGUGAAUGUAUAGCAGUGCAUCGGUGUUGGAAAUACUCAGACUACCUCUUCUCGGCCCAAGGUGUAGCCAGGCAAAUAAAACAGACAGGCACAGCUCCCCACAGCUAAUAAAACCAGGCAGACACUGUGCAGUUUGUAUUGAUCAUGUAGGAUGUGUUAAUUCACACUAUACAUUCUAUUUGGCCUUCCCACACGGUCUGAAUCCACGACCUCUCUGCUCGCACAGUAUGUUCGCUGGCACAACAUGAGCGCUCACACUGCACAUUAAUCAGAACUCACGAACAGGUUUGUUCAUUAACAUAAAGUCCUGUUCAGAGAGGAUGGUCACAUCCUCAAAGCUGAUGUUAGCAAAGACAAAAUUGGCAUUACUAGUGUUGUUGAGACUAGUCUAAAUAAAACAUGAGCCAACAGAGCAGUUCAGGACUCAAGAGCGCCUCAGUGGUGGUGAUGAAGGAGGGUCAGUGUGGUUCUUUAACUUGCCUACUAGAUUUAGUGUCCUGGUCAGAUUGGUAACCCUAACCAUGGCCACGAACCUUAGGCCACUGCAGUCUGAAUGGUAAAUGUUGUACAUUUGCCAUGAACAAAGGAGUUCUGUUUAGGAAAGUGCUGGAAGAUCCCAGUCAAACUUUAGUAACAGUCUCCGAGUCCAGAUGUCCAUCCUUCAGACUCACAGACUUCAGUCAUGUACUGUACAUUCACCAUCAUCUCGUCAGGUUUGUGGGGGGAUGAAAUCUCCUCAGUAGGGUCCUCAUUCUGUAAUUACCCUGAAAUCUCAGUAUUUUUCUGAAUUUUAUGUAGGUUGGAUAAGAAGACCAGGUCUGACUUCUUCUUUGCUUGAAAAUUAUGUAGGUGAAAAACAAACAAAAUGAUGGUAAUAAAUAUUUAUAUUAGCAGUUGUAGUAGCACAAUUCCCUUCUUUUAUACUGUAUCUUGCCUCUUCUGAGUGAAGUCUGCACCCCAUGCAGACUCAGGUCUGCAGAAGCCCUCCUAAAACCAGAUGUAGGCUUGAAUUGUAGAUUUAAAGAGACCUCAGCACUCACUGACUUCCUGUGCGUCAUCCCAUUAAAUUCUAAAGUCAGCAAGUUGCGAAGUUUGGAUGUUUAGAUUCAGUCUUUAUCUUCAUGUGCUGGUUGUAGAACUGAAUGAGUGGUUCUCUUCUCUGCUGGUUAACUGUUUCUCGGGUGCUGAGAAAGAGUUGAUCACUUGUAAAAUAUGGUUCCAUGAGCCUCUUGAGGGUUUGUUUGUCUCUCUGCUCCUCUUGAGCACAUUGAACUAAGUUUGAGGCUUUAGCUACUCAUGAUGUUCCAGUUGAGGUUUAGCAAGCUGCUAAAAGAUGUUAAAAGCAAAGCUUGUAUGAGUAAAGAGUCCUUCCAUAUCAGGUUAAAGGAGCAAGGAGUGAUUGUCACAGUGCCACUAAAAACAUUGUUCAUCCAAACACAGUGAAAAAAUACAUCCUGUUUUUUGUUUUGCAUUUCCAUAAUAUAUUUUGGAACGUAAAUGAAGAUGGUUACAGUAAACUGUGUGUACAUGAAUGUGUAUAUGGUGUUGAAUUAAAAACAAAUAUAUAUAUAUAUAUAUAUACAUAAUAUUUAAUGUGUGAUUGUUCUGCUGAAUGGACUCGAGGAUCUGCCUGAUAGCGGUAUCGUGGACCGGAACUCUUCACCAGCUGGAGACUUUCUGACUGAACCCAGCACCUGUCCACACUGUACAGCUUGGCCUCACCUACAGGAUCACAUGGUGCUAAUUCAACAGCUCGAGGUGUGUCUGAAGCUCAUCAGGACCAUACAAAAUAUGAAAAAAAUAAAACCCUGCAGGUGUGAUUGAAAGAGAGGCUUGUCUUCUCACAUCAAACUCUGGAUUCAAGCUGCUGCAGGUUUCACAGACUUCUCCUGCAUGUUUCCUUCAGAGUUUUCCAUAGUCUGUGUUUUCUAGAUCUGUGAUCCUCAGUGAGAAUCAAGCAGACAACCAGUUGCUCUGUCGAUGUUUAAGUCAAGACAAAACUUCUGAUUUAGACUGGAGUCACUAUGAGGCCCACGUGGCACUGAGCACGUGCAGAGCCCCUGGACAUCCUGAAAGUCGAUUGUACUUUUAAUCAUGUUCACACAAGACAGCAACGUGUGCACACAUAUUAUGAUCAAACAAGAUUCUUGUGUGAACAUGAUACUAACGUGUGUGUAUAUGUGAAAUUAACUUGUGCCAGCAUAUUUUUAACUUUUUAACAAGAUGCGAGAGGUGUCAAAGUAGACACUAACUUAUGUAUACCAGUUACUAAAUUGUGUUCAAAAUAUAAAUUUGUCUGUACAAAAUACAAAAUUGUGCACACAAAAUACUAACCUGUUUACACUUGAUGCUAAUUAUUGGCCACAGCAUAAAAUUGCACAAACACAAUAUUGACUUGUGGGAAAAAGAUAAUGCGAACAAGAUAUGAACUCAUGUCCACGAGAGAUUAACUUCCAAACAAAUUUUAAGAUUUUGAACAAGAUUGCAACACAUGUAGAAGAUAUUAAAUUUAGGGAACAAGAUAAAUUGUUAUGAAUCCUCCUGUGUGUUCAGACCUUCAGUGACUAGAAGGCUUGAGUCAUCAGUUUCGUCACAAAUGAACUUCCAUACAACUGUUGUUCUGAGUCAAACCACAUUCCUGUUGAUCCUCUCUGGACUCUGGUUCCAACAGGUAGCUCCACUGAGUUCAGUCCAGGUUCCAGGUGUGAUCAGGUAACUCAGUGAAGCUGCUUUGUGGAAACAGAGCCUGAAGGAAAAGUUAUUUAAAUGUAAAAUCGGUGAUCUGGGAACACUGCCAGCAGUCUCAGCAGUUCAACAGCAGCUAGGUGAGCUGGCAGCUGAUCUGGGUGUGGCACAUGACAGGACCUGUUCUACCUGAACUCUGUGAGCUGCAGCCUGGGGUAUUUCAAUUCUGAAAGAUCGUGUUAGCAAGCAUUAAAGAGAUGUAUUCAGA